ACAUGUGAGUGGGCAGGUGCGGGAGCCUCCGUCAUCCAGAUCGCUGCACACCGGAGCUCACUGCGGUACGACGCACUGAGCGGCGAUGCGGGCCUGCGACGCGUGAGACGAUGCAGAGGACCCGCGUGGGGCUCCGCGGCUGCGCUGCGGUCUUCUCCGGAACCUGACCUUCUGCGCACGCGGCUGUUUUUUGAGCCACGCAGACCCUGCUCUGGAGGGACGGAUGCUGAUCCCGGAUCAGGACGCUUCUCGGUGAGAGGACAAUAAGAAUCUGAUCGAACCGGGAUCGGAACGUUCGGGUUCGCACGUUUUGAUUCGCUGAUGCCGGGACACCUCCGGCUGGGAUGAGCAUCUAUGUGGCCUGCAGGCUUUCUGAUUCUGUCGCUGAUCCGAUUCCAGUGAGGACAUUUCUGCUUAAAUGAUGUGCUCCUCGGUGGAUGUGCUGCUCCCGGAGGUUUUUGGAGACCUGCAGCUGUGAUUAGAAACCUCUAACAGACUCUUCAAGACUAAUCUUCAUCAGAAGAAAACCUCUUGUCCUUGUUUUGUCCCUCUUCACUGCAGCUGGAGCCUUGGCGAGGAAUCAUCUGACCUGCUGACUCUUCAUCAACGUUCUGUUUGUCACUUUUGUUCUGGAGGAGGCUGGUAGUCUUCCUCUGAAGAUGAUCUGAAUACUUAAAUGUUCCUCCUCCCUUCUGAAAAGUGAGCCAUCCAUUAUAGAUGAGGCCAACGAUGCUCCAGCAGAACAACAACAACAACUACCCCUGCCUGAACAUGUCGGGCUCCAGCAGGGAGAUGCUCCAGAAGCUCUCCAGAACCUCCCUGCCCUUCCCCAGCCGAGCGGAGCUGGGCCUGGGAGACCUGCCACUGAUCCGGGGCCUCCGAGCCUGGGCCCUGUUCUCCAGGAACCGCAGGAAGGCCUGUGGGCUUCUGGGCCGAGGGCCAGCUGACCCUGCAGGUCGAGGGGGCCCCCGGCCGGCGGACGUGUACCUGAGCGGGGAGUGGGGGCUCGGCCUGCCCCUGGGUCUGGAUGCCCGGCAGGCUGAGAUCGGAGCCUUGGUGACAGUCGCCUCUCUGAAGACCUCGGAGGGCGGCGGGAAGACGCAGACUCAAUGCCUCUUCCUGCGGACGGAGAAAGGCGGACAUUUGUACUCCACGGCCAAGCCGGCUGGGGGGGAUUGGCUGAAAGGAAAAACAGCCAACGGAGGGGGCGGAGACUCUGCAGAGAGCGGGCCCAACCGGGUCAAAGUGAGGUCCGGACGUAGAUGGAGGAAGUCCAGCAGUACAGCGCAGCGGGAGAGGCAGCAGAGGAGCGGGGAGUGUCCUGAAGGGGAACUCCAAGAAAGGCAGGAAGAGCCGGACAAAGGAGGCCUGGACAGGAACCAGCUGCUGCCCCCACAGCUGGACCCCAGGAGGAGCAGAUGUUCCCACAGAACCUGCCAUCAGAAGACCUCCCUAUCUACCAGCGACAGGAAGCAAGAAGCUGACUCCUGUGAGGAAAGAACAAAGAAGGAGUUCUCCGCUCCUCCGGAGGGCAGCGUCUGCUCUCCUGACCCUCAGACAGACCGAAACCACUUUGAAGUUGAACCAGAUUCGGGGUUUGAGAGGAAAGGAGACCUGGAUGAUCGCAGGUGUCAUUUCCAAGAGUCAAACCCCACCGAGGACCAGACCAACACUGUGAACCAGGAGCUGAACCCCCAUAAGGAGGCCUGCUUUAAAGAGGAGCUGGAGGAGAAAGGAGGGUCCUCCCUCCUUCUUUCUGAGAAUGGAGAGACCCGCAGCGGUCUGGAGGAGGUGGAGGACUCGCACGGAGAGGCUGGUGCUGAUCCUCGCACCUCUGAAGCUAAUCUGGCCCCUUCUCUGCCCCCCCUGGCCUCCAUGGCAACAGGCCUUCCCUGUUUGGAGGCAGAGAGGGAGGAGAAAGAGGAGGAGGCAGUCGGGGUGGUAGCGGCGGACGAAGAAAAGAGGAGGAACAGCGGAGAGCUGGAGGAGAAGUGUGAGGAGGAGAGGAUCUCUAAGGUGGCUGCAGAGGAACAGAGGACAGAGGAGGAGGAGGAGUUUGGGGUGUUUAUGCAGGCGGAGGAGGCGCCAGCUUGGAGCGAGGGGGUUAACAUGUGUGCCUCGUCGCCUGGUGAGAGCGCAGAGAGCGGCUGCGGGUCGAGCCUCUCCACACCGGUAGGAGAAGAUCCCUCCUCUCAGCAGUCUGAGGCCUCCUGGGCAGCCUUCCCUCUACAGAGAUUGGACACAGGUGUUGGGGAGCGCCAAUGGUGGCCCACCAGUGCUGUGGAAACCAGGAAAGACAGGCUGUCAACCAAUCACAAUGUGGCAUCUGUUUUUGCUGUAGCUUUCCCCGCGCCGCCCAGGAGUGACCUCUGCGACCUCAGCACCAUCCCCACCCUGACCCAGCUCCUCAGAGGCAAAGCCAACCAAGAUCAGAGUUUGCUGGAAAGCUUCCAUGACUUGAACAAAAUGAUUGGCCAGAGAUACAAGAGAGGCAGCAGUGUGUCUCGUCAGCUGCUGCUCAAGACUUUGCAUCUCCAGGAGACGGACACUGUGAGUGGGGACGCCGACCCAUGCACGCACACGUGCACAGCCGCACAGGAAGUACAAACCGCCCCCUGGACUACUAAUCGUCGCCUCUCCCCUGGCCUCCCAUCAUCCAAUCAGCAUGCUCUGAGCGGCAAACGACGACUAUCCUACGACUACAACAGAAACAUGGCGGAGUAGCUCUGCUGCUUCUGCUCUGUCCCUGACUGCCUGAAGGACCGCAGGUUCAUGCCGUGUGAUUGAUCCCCCCGUUUUUGCACUCUCCACGUGACGAUCCGGAGAGAGUGACGGGGAUUCCCGCAGUUUGAUAGCUUCACUUCACGUGUCUCCCACCUUUUUCUCUUUCAUUAAACUUUAAUCCUGAGUUUCCUCGUGCUGCUGUUGGGCCUCUAAAGCUUGCCACCAUGUUGAGAUGAGAAAUACUUUCCCUAUAGCGGGGUUGGGGUCACCUUGGAACGGCAGUUCUUGUAAAAUAGCAGUUUAGUUGACAUUUUACCAGGAGUAAAACUGAAACCACUUUUUUAGGUCUUUUCCACCCCAACACCCUACUUUAUAUAGACUUUCAAUGAAAGUCUGUUCCUUUAAUAUAACGGGAAUAAAUUCUGCAGCCUUUUUUGAUCAGUUAUUAUAUAUUUAGAUACCUUUCCAUUAAAGGGACCAAAGGUCAAGUCUAAAAUCGACAAAUUCAUGAAGUUUAGGAGUAAAAGUUUUCACCAGGCUGUCACAGUGUGACUCAAAUUUGUCUCAGACGUUCCCCGACUUCCCCUAAAUCCUGUUUCAACUAUGGAAAGCUAUUUCAGUUAUAUUAUCUAUAGCUACCUAAAACAACAGUGGAGGCUUCUGUAUUUUGUUUUGCUAUAAAACAUUUGUGUAAACAAACAAACAAAACCUCCACGCUUUUCCCCCCUUGAAAAACAAACUGCAUCCACUGCUGCGUAAGGAGAGAAGAACAAUGCUGCUGUGGCGUCACAUUUUAAAAACAUACCCCUCUAGCAUCCUAAAGGAGCUUAGUGGCCUUGUGGUAGAGUGUCCGCCCUUACACUGGAAGAUGAUGAGUUGAAUUCCAGGCCGAGUCAUAUCAAAGACUGCAAAACUGGGACCCAAAGCCUCCCUGCUCAGCAUGAUGAGAUUGGAUCGGUCAAAUGCGGACAACAUAUGUCACACUCCCCGGUGUGUGACAAAUAACGCGACCUUCGCGCUACUGCCUAACUGUGCAGCCAACUAUGUGCCAGUCCCUAGCCAGGAUAAAAUUCAGGAUUGUGUCAGGGAGGCGUAAAAAUCUCUGCUAAACCACCUGUGUGAGUGAGUGAAAGCUGAUUGGCUGCGGUAACCCCUGAAGGGAUAUGCCGAAAGGUGAACAACACUGUUUUAGAGUCAGACUUACAAACACAAGAACGAACUUCAGAUUCUGACCCUUAUUUGAAAUAACAAUAAUACAAAACAAAAGAAUAAAGCAGGAAGUUGGCAGAAUGAAUGACAUGGAGAUCGUCACUGGUCUCACAUUCAUCUUUAUAGCUAAUUUCUCAGAAAAUGCAUAUUUUCUGUUACCAGCCCCUUGCCCUUUGAGGUCUUUUGUUGCUGAAAAAGCGUGAAUCUUGUCAGACUGACUGCAUGAGUUUGUAAUUGACUGCCUCCUAAAUGAGUUCCUACGUCUGCAGCGUUUGAGGACGGCGUUCGGACGCUCUCCUCCGAGAAUUACGUCUCUUCUUCAAAGAUAUAUUCUAAAUGGUCGCGGUUUGGAUUGAGAAAAAUGAAUAAUCAGGUGUCCGAUUUUGUUGCAAACAUUUGCAUUUUAAAAUGUUCCAUGCUAGCUGAUCUUUCAAUCAUUUCCAGGCAUUUCUUUAUUUAAAAUUGCUGUAUUUUAGUCAUUAUUGAAAACAAAUGAACAUGGUGGCUUGAACUUUGUUGGCAGGUGGUGGCUUUUAUGCAAAAAAAAAAAAAAGCUUCUCACUGUCCUUCAUCAGGGUCAUUAGGAAACAAGCAGAGGUCAAAGGCAGCGAUCAGAUCCUCCUCUUUACAUUUAACAGAGUGAUGCAUGCGCUUUCGCCGAAUAACCGCUUCAGAAACUUCCGGCACGGUUUCCCAGAGGAACGAGCCCGUCUUCCAGCCGGCAGCAGCAGCAUCAAAGUGCCAAAGGUCACAAGUUUGCAGAAGUGUCUCGCACCUCCAACUGGACCGAAGCAGCAGCAUGCAGGCUUUCAUUGUUUUUCUUUGUCUCUCUGGCAGAACAAACUGGUCCGGUCGCGGAGUAAAACUUGAAUCCAUCCGUCAUUCCUCCAUGUUGAUGCACUGCAGUUUAUGUUCCUCUUUGACUCCGCCGUUGGUGAGGAAAUGCCUGUGUCAUUUGUACAAAUGUCAGACUCCUGUAAAAGAUGAAUAUUUUCUGAUCUGUUCACACGGAGACGACGGAGUCGUCGCCUCGGUAACUGAUGUAAUAAAAGAAAACUGUGUGCUA
This is a messenger RNA of Oryzias latipes (Japanese medaka), 4999 nucleotides long. Lineage: Eukaryota; Metazoa; Chordata; Actinopteri; Beloniformes; Adrianichthyidae. The record is from RefSeq and is a predicted model, not a curated record.